AUGGUCGAGCGAACGACGCGCAUGCCAGCGAUUUGGCGCUGCUGGAAGCUUCGAAGGAAAGACCAGUGCAAUAGCAAAAUCUGGUUCAGAGAAUUCGCCCAGGUGAAAUCGCAACUCGGUCCCGCGCCGAAACCCAAAGAGCCAUACACUUCGAAUCCCACGCCGGAACCCGAGGAGCCACGCACUCCGAAAAAAUACAAACAGAGACCCAUUGAUUCUUUUUUAACCCCAACGACACCUGAAAAGCUCAACAGGUUGCCACAAGGGAAUAGGUCCCCCAGGGUGCAGAACCAUGGAGUAAUCACACCCCCCCACAGUAAACGGCGAGAAGUGAAGACACUCUCCGAACCGAUUACUCCUACGAAGAAGAGAAAGACGGAAGCCCCGAUGGUCGAUACCAGUUCUAGCAACGUGUUUAACCUCGUUGGCAUGAUCGACGAAUCUACAAAUGCAGAGGUCAAGGCAACUUUUUGUCUGUACAAGGGGUUGCAGAUCGGCACAUUUCUAUCCCCCAAGGCAGCGCAUAUCACCUCAUCAUUAAAAAGGCUCAAGACAUCUCCAGAGACGCCUGAAGAAAAUCGGUAA
Molecule: messenger RNA, 585 nt
Organism: Colletotrichum truncatum
Lineage: Eukaryota; Fungi; Ascomycota; Sordariomycetes; Glomerellales; Glomerellaceae
Source: RefSeq, a predicted model, not a curated record